Molecule: messenger RNA, 7864 nt
Organism: Anas platyrhynchos (mallard)
Lineage: Eukaryota; Metazoa; Chordata; Aves; Anseriformes; Anatidae
Source: RefSeq, a predicted model, not a curated record
UCGGGGCCGGGCUCCCCUCGCCCCCGGGCUGGGGGAGAGAGAGCGGCGGGGCGGGGGCGCGGCGCCCCGCGGCGAGGGGUGGCAGGGGGUCGGCGGAGGCAGCCUGGCGGCGGCCGGGCUAACGGGGCGCCGCCCCCUCGCCGAGAGGCAGCGGCCGGCCCUGCCCCGCGGCGGUGGGGAAGGUCCUGCCCCGAGCGGAGGGGAGCCGAGCACCCCGGGGUGGGGGGCGCCGGCACCUGCGGCUCGCCUCUGCCCUGAGUUCUCCCGUCCCUCCGCGGCGUCCCCGGCAGCGGGCGGGGCCCAGCCCCAGUGCCCCGCGCCCCCCGGAGCUGCCCCGCGGUUCCCUGAGGGGUCCCCCUGAGCCCUGCCGAGCACCCGGGCGCUUCCCAAACCUUCCGUGUGCCCCGUGCAGUACCCGCCUGCUGCUGUACCGCGGACGCGAGCUGAGUCUCGAGCCCGGCAAGAGCUAAUGUUAAGCUAGUUCAUCUGCCUGCUUGAGGACAGUGCUCUGCUCCAGUUUCGUCCCCGUUACGUUUCACUGUAAUUCAUGCCCUUUAUAAUGGUUUGCUUGUUAGAGCGGUCUCACCAGAGGCAGCUUUUUCAGAGGGAGUGUUGUGUUAAGCUUUGCAAUUAUUUUAAAUCUUUUUAUUAAACCUCUUAAUUAUUAUAGGGAAAACUGAGAAAGAAUUGUUAGCAAGGCUUCCAAGUGUGUUUACCGUCAUGAAGUGUAAACUGAGGCCGAGAUGAGGCACGUUGCUAUCAGCAGUGCUGAAAACAUGAACUUAGUCGAGCUUUGGUUUAUAUUUUUUCUUCUUUUAACAUGGGUGAGCACUGAAGACUCCUGUCUGUAAAUGUAAGGGAAUGGGCCUAUAAUCAAAAUGGGCUCACAUGUUUUCUUCAAGUUCAGUUUUCUUCUAAGAGAAGAGAGACUAAAAUCUUGUAGAAUUCCCUCAGCGUUAAAAUAACUUGAUCUGGGAUUUUGGAAGACAGUACUUCUCUUUGGGUCUGCCUGCACAUAGCCCUCAGAAAGAGCCCUCAUAACUGAGGGAAGGCAGAAGCACACAGUCAUGUGAGACCUGAGAGUUACAUUAGUCUAGAACUGGUGUAGUUGUAGUUGGUUUGUAGGUGUUGCCUCAGCAUGAGGUCUGCCUGCCUGCCUUUUGCUGAGUGAUCUUGUUUGUCUUUGGAACUGAACUGCUGAUGGUAGUAUAGUAAGCUAUGUUGCAGUGCCUGAUGAUUGCUCUCUUGAAGAUCCCGUCACUAAGACUUCUUAAAAUACUAGUGAUGGUUGCAGUACUUACCUGUGCUAGCAGUUUCUGUGGCUGCCAGCUCUCUGUGGAGUCAAACUGAGGGCAGCAGCAGUUGCAGAUACUGCUUUAUUUUGAGCAGGGUGCUUCUCAAUGGGGAGGCAGGGUGACAGAAGCGGUGCUGCAGUGUUAGGGUGCUGACCCUUGAGUGGGAAGCAGCCAUGGAGCAGCGGGCUUGGCAGAGAGCAGCACGUAGGUGGCUCUCCUGGUGCUGUGCUGAGGCUGAAGCUGAGGCAAAGAGCUGCCAGCGCUCGAGCUGUGCGUGGGGGAUACAGCUGUUGAUUCAGUUUUUACACUAAGUUAAACUCCCACCUUUCUCCCUCAACUUCUUGCUAAAUGUAGCAAGCCAUGGUGUUACAUAUGCACCACAAAAAUUUCAAAUGUAAAACAUUUAUGAAAAGGAGGGAUACUUGCGUAUUAUUCACUUUUUCAUGACGAAUAUCCAUGCAUAUAUCUAUGAACAGGAUUUAGUUGUCUUAUUUGGAGAAUUUGUUGGCAAUAUUUAACUAUGCCAUUUAUUAGUUAUGUACAUGCUUCUAAGCAUCUAUGUAACAGUAUAUUUCUUUAGGACAAAAAAAACUUUUUUUUUUUUUUUUUUUUUUUUUUUUUAGGGUUGAAUAGAAUUUAGGCUGAUGCAAUCUGGAUGGUUAAACCAUGAAGUUCCUGGGGUGAUGCAUGUGCCAGUGGCUUGCCUAGGUUAAAAGAGUGAUUAUACAAGGUCACUGAACAGAAAUAUACUGCGGGUGUGUUUUAAACACCAAGAUAGAACUUUAGGCUCAAGCUAUUUCUGUUCUACUUAUAACAGGAAGCUGGAAAAAUAUCAUUUUAUGUUUGCCCUGCUGCUAUCAUUUUUCCCUGGGCUGUUAUUAACUAGCAUGUUAGAUACAGAGCAUUGGGCUGCUCUGGCCACAGGUCAAUGCUGAGACAGCCAUUCCUGCACUCUGUGGCAGGGUUGUGGCAUGCUCAGAGCACACACCAUUGCUGUCUGUCGAACGAUUAUCUUCAGGUGAUUUCUAACAGCUGAAAGUGCUGCCCUGGAAAAAACAACAUAUAUUUCAUAUAUUUAUGUCUUUUAAUAGGGGGACACUGGAUGAGUGAUGAUGAAAUCUAGUUCUGUCUGGCGUGGAUUUUUUUUUUUUCUAUUGUCUGCUUCAGAUAUUUAAACUGAAACAUCCCAUAAUUGUUCUCAGAUCCAAAGCUACAAAAUACUUGGUAAACAUGAUUAACUUAAUUUAGAGCUUGGAGUGUCUUCACUUGAAAAUUGAAAGGAAAAAUAAAUCUGCUUUAGAGUAUUUGUUAUAAUGAGCAUAUGAGCAGCUUAACUUCAUAAUGUUGUUCAUAUCAGUAGAAUGCUUUAUUCAUCUCCAGAAGCUAAGGAGAUGUUCUGCUUUGCCCAUGGUCCUUUAUAUCUUUUCAAAGAAAAAUAAAUAUAUGCUUUCAGUUGUACAGUUCUUUCUGAAAGGCUUUAUAGUCUUUUACAUUCUCCUUACCAAAGCUGUAAAUGGUUUAGAUGCCACAGCUGAGAUGGUCCAUCUGAAGGAAUUUGCUGUGUGAUGAAGAACAUAAAGCUGGUAGGAGUCAUGUUCUAACAUAAUGCUGCCUGUCUCUAAAAUAAAUACGGAAGAGUAUUUAUUUCCAAAGGACCUUACUCCCUCCUCCAAUACAAAUUGCAGGAAUUAAGUUUUGUUCUAUUCACUUUGGCGUAUUUUGUGCAUAUUGGAAUAUAUAUUAAAAAAAAUAAUAAUAAAAUAAUAAAUAAAUAUAUAUAUAUACACACACACAUGUAUAUAGCUUAGUAAUGUAGAGGCCAGGUUAAUUUGUCUUUUUGUUUAGUUCCUUAUAAAUAUUUGGGUUUGGUCACUGCUUUAAAGGCUGUGUUGGCUAGGUGAAAGCCUUAUCCUGUGGCUGUGGCAAUUCACUGUCUCAUAUUCUCUGUUUGCUUGAAGGUUUGUAAUGGGCAGCUGAGCUCCUUGAAGGACUUUUCUUUGGGAUGGGAGGUCAUCUGGUAAUGGAAGAAAAUGGAGUUGACCACAAUGUUGCUAUGGAAAGAUCUAAUGUUUUGUUUGUAGGCAACUGCAAUGGUGCAGGACAGUUGGAAACAAACGAUCAGGUUUUUCAGCGUUUAACCUGCAUGGAUUCCAAGGAUCCGUUAUUUGGACACAGCAACUCUCCCGCAGCCUUGCCUAUCACAGUACGUCUUUUGGGUAGUUCUCCAUCAUUAGCUGCACCUGCACGGCCACCCCAGCCUCAGCCUCUCUCUGCAGAGGAGUUCCAUCUGAUAGACCAAAACGGGCAGCCUCUCUAUGAGCUGCAGCCCCUAGGAGGGCCCAGCACGCAGAUGAUGAUUGUUGCCAGCCAGUCAGAAAAUGGCCAGGUGCUGCAUGUCAUUCCUUCUGCCCAGCCAGGAGUGGCCCAAGUGAUUAUUCCUCAAGGUCAGCUUCUGGAUGUGACUAGCACUCAGGAUGUUUCAGAUGAGAAGUGUGGUGAUGGGAACUUGCAGACUGUGGCAAUGGCUGCUCUAGCAGACAGUGCAAGCAGUUACAUUCUACAUCCACAGGCAUCUCUCACUGUAUCAAAAAAAACAACCACCAGGAUGUUGGAAGACCCCUUUCCCAUUCCUCUCCAGCAAUUGCCACCAAACACGCCUGCAUGGGCACGCCGUCUCAGGAACUGUGAGAAAAUUGGGGACUCAUACCGCGGCUAUUGUGUGAGCGAGACAGAAUUAGAGAGUGUUCUAACGCUACACAAGCAGCAAACACAAAGUGUGUGGGGGACGCGCCAGUCUCCAAGCCCAGCCAAACCCGCCACACGGUUGAUGUGGAAAUCUCAGUAUGUCCCAUAUGAUGGGAUCCCCUUUGUCAAUGCAGGAAGCAGAGCCAUUGUAAUGGAGUGCCAGUAUGGACCAAGAAGGAAAGGGUUCCAGCCCAAAAAAGCCAGUGAACCUGAAAGGAUUUCUGGCCAUCUGUAUAAAGCCACAUGUCCAGCAAGGAUCUAUAUUAAAAAGGUUCAAAAGUUUCUGGAGUACAGAGUUCCUACUGACCCUAAAAUUGACAAGAAAAUCAUAAGAAUGGAGCAGGAGAAAGCAUUCAACAUGCUCAAGAAGAACUCGAUAGAUGCUGGUGGUGUCCUCAGGUGGUAUGUACAGUUACCCACUCAGCAAGCCCACCAGUAUCACGAAAUGGAAACUUCCUGCCUCCCUUCUUCGCCCUCCCAGUUUUCUGCAUCUUCUCCUGAGGAGGAGGAAGAAGUUGCUAGAGAUGAGAAUUGUAUUCUGCCUUCCCGACUUCAUCCUCAAGUGGCAGACAAGAUCAGAGAACUGGUGUCUCAGGGAAUAGAGCAAGUCUAUGCAGUGAGGAAACAACUGAGAAAAUAUGUAGAAAGAGAAUUAUUCAAACCUGAUGAAGUGCCGGAGAGGCAUAACCUGUCCUUCUUCCCCACUGUGAACGACAUCAAGAACCACAUUCAUGAAGUGCAGAAGUCCCUGAGAAAUGGCGAUGUGGUGUAUAAUUCAGAAAGCAUUCCAGCAACGUUGCAGUGGACCACAGACAGUGGGAACAUUCUCACAGAAACAGUGACUGUUACUUUUGCCUCACCAACUUCAGCUGGGGAGGCUUUUAAACAAGAGGAGGAAGUCUGUUACAACUGUCUAUUUAUUGUCUCUGGCACUGUAGGGAGCUCACCAGCAGAGUCAGUUGUCACCAAAGGAGAAUCCAACCAGAGUGGGGAGUCCUUGCUACCAGAAACAGCUCGGCUGUUGUCUUCAUUAUCUUCACUUCAGCCCAAGAUAUUUGCACAACUUCAGGGAUUACAGCUGCAGUCAACUUCUACCUCCACAAAUGAAUCAACAGCCCUGAUAGCUGUAAAUAAUCAUUCCCGUCCCAGCUCUGCAAAUCUCUUGGAUUCCACAGGGAGUGCAAUAACAAACCAUUCUCUAAUACUUGGUCAGGGGCACAGUCUGCAAGCAGGUGCUGGCCUAGCACAGCAUAGUGCAGCUGACUCUGCUUAUGGGACUCCACCUGGCUCUAAUCAGAGUCUGGUCACCAUGGGCCAGCUGGUAGCAGUUGAAGGGCUAGAUGAUUCCAGAAGCCUGGAAGGAGGAGUCCAGCAGAUUCUUUUGGGAGAUGUACAGACUAUUCCAGUACGGAUUGUGGAUAGCCAUCCUGCACUUACUGAAGAAAAUACAGAGGGUGUUAUCUGUGUAAGCCACGUUAAAGAAGAGCCAAGAGAAAAAGCAUUAUCCAUGGAGCCAGAUAAAAUCAGAGACUGCCAGAGAUCCUCCUCUAUUUAAAUCUGUGAAGACUGUAAAGGAUUUUUCAAAGCAGAGGAUUCUAAGUGUCUUGAAAGGAAAGGCAGGUACUCUAAGUAAUGCCAUUCUUUUAAAAUGGUAUUGUGACAUUCAGACUGGGCAUAUUGUACACUAGUUCUGACAGACAGCUGUUUUGAUAUACAAUUGAUGUGACUCACUGCCAUUUCCAGGUCAUCCAGUUACCAUGUGGAACACCAGCUCUUUUUAUUUCAUAUUUUGAGUAGUUUGGACGCUAUUCACAUGGCUCAUUUUGGUCAGCAUUUCUGAAGGUCUUCCAUAAUUAGUUUUAGAAUAUGCAUUAAAAUGCUGGGUUUGCUUUUCUCCUUGAGACCCACGACUAUUACAGCACUAUAGAGACCAUAAAAUCUGCCAGCUCCCAGACCACAGAAUCCAACAGCAAAGUGUAUCAAUGCAUCAAUAGUUUUGUGACAAAAUGAAGGUUGAAGAUGGUACAUUUCAAAGUGACGAAGGACACAGAUAUUUAAGAAAAGCGACUUUGACCCGAUCAUAAUGUUAAUGAUGUGAAGAUCCAAAGAGAGGAGAAAGGAUCACUUACCUCUGAGAAUACUCAAGAGAUCAGAAUGGAGAAAGAACAGAAGAGGAAGUGAAGUUUCUGUGAAGCUGCUUCCAGGAGACAGCUGUCAAAGUUGCAGCUCAAGAUUGCAGUUUCUUCUGGCUGAAGUGGUUCACUUUGAAUGUGUGCUGGUUAUCUUCUGAAUGGAAACUGGUAUAACAACAGUUCUUGGUUGUUGACAAAGCUGCUACCACACCUGAGGUUUUGUACCUGGAAGGAGAUGGAGGUUCAAGUGUGGAGGAGUCAUUCUGAGGAGAGGAUGCUGCAGCAGUACUUUAUACUUCAUUUACUUUGGUAGUGUUGCUCUUGUAAGUGAUGAGGGUGGUAGCAGCAUCUUCACAGCAUUAUAUCUAGCUGCCCUUCUGAAGGGGAUAAAGUUAGAGGUGAGAAGAAUUUUUAGUGAAAGUACUGUCAGUCCAUGCAUGGGAGAAGAAAUAAGCAGAGUUUGGGAAUGAGAUUUAUGUUCCAGUACUUUUCAGAGAGCAUUUUCCUGUUGCAGUGAGAAGGGAACUUCCUUAGAAAAUAAGUUUUUGUUUUGUAUGUGGGUUCUUUGACCACCUACCAAGAGUAUCUGGUGCUUUCCUCUAAGGGUAUCUAGAUAGGGUACUAGGCGAGAUGGCUCACUCCUUGUUUUCUAGUAGGGACACUGUUUGGAAUACAAAAUUGAUGGAAUCAACUUCCUAGCAUUAACUAAGUUUAUUUUUUUUCUUCCUCUUUCUCCACAUCUCACCAUGAAGAGAAGAUUGUCUGUUAAAUGAACAUGGCAAAUCAUUAGAGCUGUUUGUAUGGAGGACACAAAACUAUUUGUGGUGGACCAAGAAGACUUCUUAGCUAAUAAAUUACAGGAAGAGCUUCAAAACGGAUUGCACUGUCAUUGUAACUUCAUCAAGUAAUUUCUUCCAAUGAUAUCACUCACUUUUGACUAUUGUUUUACUGUUUAGUUAUUGUAUAAUAUAUUUUAUAAAUUGUCUUUGCUAUGUAAAGGCCGUAGAUGAAAUGCAAAUAAUGAUUCUCUUGUCUCCUGAGGUUCUAUCAAAGAGAGAGGAAUUCCCCGUUUUGCAGUUGUCAGGAUCAGCCAUGAGUACUUAGCCACCAGCUCCUCUUGAAGGACACAUGUUCCCCAACUACCAAAAGUCUUUUGUGCUGAAAUACUCCAUAAACUUCUGAACUUAUUUCAGGCAAAAUGAAUUUGCCUGGACUGCUAUAGUUGGGGUCAUGAAAAUGUGGCACCUUUCAUUUAAAAAACUACUACAAAGACUACCCUGGAACCAAAUUUAUCAUCCUCAGAAGCCAUAACCUAGGGUUUAUCAGUUGCAACAGUAAAACAAUCAAUUAUUUUAUUACUUUUUUUUUUCUUCCCAGCAAACUCGAUCUAUGAAAAAAGUGUCUCUACUACUUCUCUUUCAGAUAUGUGAACUUCUUUGCAACAUGAUCUGAGGUAUUACUAGAGAGAUUAGGUAACAGCUGCAAAAUGGAACAGUUUUGCUGUGGAUAGGUGAUUAAAAAAGAUCACAGUCGAUCAGCAUAAUAUUUAUUAGUAAGGUAAGGUCUUUCAGACAUUGACCAAAGGCUGAUACUUUUGGUGAUAUUGCAUUUAUUCUGGGCAUGCAAACAGAAGUAGUGAUUAUAAACCAUUGCAGAAGGAACUGGUAAAUAAAGUACUUUGUAAAAUACUAA